UCUUACAGUGUCAGUGUGUCACACGGUUCAAGUAAAAAUGGAGUAUGUCCUACAUUUAAUUUUUCUAUUAUUUUGUGCAGAAGCAGCUGCCCAAAUUUGUGAAAUUAGCGCCUGUGAAGCGCUGGCACGUAGCCAGAUGAAUCUGAAAGAGUUUUCUGAUAGCUUGGAGGAAAACAGCACCAACAAUUAUUUGGUUAGACUGGAGAGGAGGUUAAGGUCCUUGGAACAACCAGUUUGGGAAAUUUCCAAAUCGAACGAGAGAUGGAUUAACUGUGGAAGAGGACCUUGCAAAUGCAGACCAGAGACAAAAAGUGUCAUCUGUUGGCAAAAUGAAUUGACUUCCCUACCAGCAGAACAAGUUCUGCCUCAUGAUGUCAUUGCAAUUGAUUUGGGGAUCAACAUGCUGACCACUUUGAACAAAAACGCGUUUAUAUCUUUGGCACAUCUUACAGAACUGGAUUUAUUUGACAACAAGCUAGACCACCUACCUGAAAAUGUCUUCGUUCACCUGGAAAGUCUCAAAUAUUUACGUUUACACAAAAAUCAAAUUGAAGAAGUAUCCCCGGACCUACUUUCUUUCCAAAGAAAUCUCCAAACGUUCGAUGCUUCAGAGAACUUCAUCAAAUCUCUACCAGAUGCUCUAUUCAAAGGCACUCCCAACCUUAUAUUACUACAUUUAUCAAGAAAUCGCUUGAAAAAGCUCACUGAAACGGUAUUCGCUAAGCUGGAGUUACUAGAAGAUCUAGAUUUGAGUAACAACCUCUUGGAAAUUUUACCCAAAUACGGAUUUAGUGACUUGGUAUCUUUGAGAAGACUAUUUUUGGCAGAAAAUGAAAUAGCCAUUUUACCACUUGGUGUAUUCGACAAACUCGUCAAUCUGGAACAGCUCAAUUUGAGAAAAAAUCAAAUUUCUCAUUUGCCUCCCAAUCUCUUCGACAAGCUACAGAGUCUUAAAAUUUUGCACUUAACAAAUAAUAAAAUAAGCCAGAUAUCUGUGGGAGAUUUCAAAAAGUUGACUAACAUCAUCGAACUACACCUUGGUCAAAACUUCAUAGGUGAAUUUCCAGAAAAUGCUUUUAUAGAAAACAGGAAUCUCGAAAAAUUAUUUCUGUUCUCAAAUAAUUUGGAAGAACUGAAAGAAAAAAGCUUUAACGGCCUUGUUGGAUUAACGUCGCUACUCAUCAACAACAAUAUUUUGAAAGAUAUCCACUCGAGAGUAUUUUUCUAUACACCCAGUUUACAGAAACUUCAUUUAGACAGCAACAAAUUCCAUUUCCUGCCAACAAAAUCUCUGGAUUUUCUAACUGAACUAGUAUCAAUAAAAUUGGCAAAAAAUCCUUGGCAUUGUGAUUGCAACAUCCUCUAUUUAGCAAUAUGGAUCGACGCCAACAAAAAUAAGCUUUGGGAUUCACAGCCGUCUUGCAGAGGUCCUGGUGAUCUUGGCGGAUCUUUCUUGCAAGACAUGAGAUUUGAUAAUCUUUGCGAAGGACAGUGGGCAAGCAUGCUCAAUUUGUCUCCCAGAAUACCAGUCAAAAAUAAACUGAAUGAAGAACUCGAAAUGUGGAGAAAUUUGACAAAAGAUUAAGUGGAAUAUAAUAAACGAGUCUUUAAUAAAAUGAUAUCGCUUUUGUU
Molecule: messenger RNA, 1632 nt
Organism: Leptinotarsa decemlineata (Colorado potato beetle)
Lineage: Eukaryota; Metazoa; Arthropoda; Insecta; Coleoptera; Chrysomelidae
Cellular component (GO): plasma membrane
Molecular function (GO): protein binding
Source: RefSeq, a predicted model, not a curated record